Messenger RNA from Huiozyma naganishii CBS 8797, 483 nucleotides. RefSeq lists its product as uncharacterized. The transcript has a single exon. The record is from RefSeq and is a predicted model, not a curated record. The coding region runs from base 1 to 483 and encodes 160 amino acids. NCBI's taxonomy places the organism in Eukaryota, Fungi, Ascomycota, Saccharomycetes, Saccharomycetales, Saccharomycetaceae.
AUGUUGGACAUGUCCCCUUUUAAUUACCCAAUUUGUCCCAUUUGUUCCAUUCUCCAGAUGAGGGGCACAGAGAAGGCCGCACGCGGACCAGUGGGGACUUGUACGUCUCAGCAGCUCCUCUGCGGGGCCUCUGAAACUGCCGUGGGGAGGAAGACCAGCUCGCCACCAGAAAUAGGGGCGAGCGAGGACGGUAGAAUACUGCGCAGGGAACGGUUUCAGCCGUUUUGCAUUGUGUUGAGUCAGCCGCAGCCGGAUCUGGGAAAGGGGCUGCCCAGACAAAACAUUUUUUUGUACGGCACCUCCCACACUCCGAGACACGGAGGCACGAUGAAAAAGGAGACGGCAGCCGGGGAUAACUACAACGCCGGAGGAACAAGGGAAAGAGACAAAUUGGGACAUGUCCCGAUACAUCUCGUCUCGGCCAUAUUGUCCCUCGACAUUUGUCGCUGGCACGUGACUAUCUUGAGUGUGUGGGUGUUUUAG